AUGAUGUCGGCCAUGGAAACUAAUAUGGUCUUGAUCUUGACGAUAUUUUAUAAUGCGUAUUUCUUAUUGGCAAUUUCUUCGCAACUUUUAUUACUUUAUCUUAUGUUGAAAUGUCAAAAUCGAUCGCUUCAUGAAAUGCGAAUUUAUUUAUUUAAUAUCCUGGGAUUACAGUUUAUAUCUACAUUUAGCGCGUUUGUACUACAGUGCAGAAUUGUGCCGAGUUCUGGAACAGUAGCAAUGUUAUGCUAUGGACCAUGCAAGUAUCUGGGGAACAUAGUAUGUGAAGUACUAUUCCAUAUUCUUCAAACUUCUUUAAUCGCGUGCGCUACGGCAUUGAUAAUUGCAUUUUAUUAUCGAUACGAAAUGCUUACAAAUAACAGUUUCACAAGAAGUGGUCACUAUAAGCAACUGGUUAUUAGCUAUUGUGUUCCACUGGUUUUUCUAAUAUGCGAAGUUCUUUCUCCAAAUGAUGUUAACAAGCUGGUUGCCGAAUUAACAGUUUUACACCCAACCUAUGGUCUUGAAAACUAUGCCAUUCUUGGAUUUUCGGAUGUUAAAACUGUUGCCGCAUCAUCGCAGACUCUAAUGCUAAUGAUAGGACUUUACGGUACUCCAUUUAUUGCAUUGGUUUUUAGAAAAAAAAUAAUCAAAAUCCUUCAUUCGUCGAGAUCCUAUCACGCUGAAAAGAUUGUGCAGACAAAGAGCAUGAUUCAGGGACUCACUCUCCAAACAUUGCUUCCUUUAAUCUGCUACUGUCCCGGAUUCACGUAUUACAUAUAUUCACAGUAUACCCAAUCGUCAAGUCUUUUCGUAGAAUUUGCAGUCAGCCCAUACGGAUUUGUCUAUACAAUUUUUGACCCACUUCUUACAAUUUACUAUGUGCUCCCGUAUCGAAGAACUUUUAAAGCAAUAUUUUCAAAACAUAACAGCACGACAAGUGCGACUUUUGUCCAUUCAGAAACAGCUAGACGGGUGGCCUGA
This is a messenger RNA of Caenorhabditis elegans, 981 nucleotides long. RefSeq names its product Serpentine receptor class delta-50 (gene srd-50). The record is from RefSeq and is marked reviewed. Gene Ontology annotation, cellular component: membrane. The transcript has 5 exons. NCBI's taxonomy places the organism in Eukaryota, Metazoa, Nematoda, Chromadorea, Rhabditida, Rhabditidae. The coding region runs from base 1 to 981 and encodes 326 amino acids.